Molecule: messenger RNA, 2826 nt
Organism: Leptidea sinapis
Lineage: Eukaryota; Metazoa; Arthropoda; Insecta; Lepidoptera; Pieridae
Gene: scat
Product: vacuolar protein sorting-associated protein 54
Exons: 2
Coding region: 145-2805 (886 amino acids)
Biological process (GO): retrograde transport, endosome to Golgi; Golgi to vacuole transport
Cellular component (GO): GARP complex
Molecular function (GO): syntaxin binding
Source: RefSeq, a predicted model, not a curated record
CAUUUUUUUACAAUCAAAUAAUCAAUCAUGGAUUUAUAAUACCUGCUGAUAAUUUUAAGCUAAUCGUUAAUGUAAAUUCAUUUCAAACGUGCUAUCGAUUAUAAUACUUUUAUAUAAGUGUGUUGUAAACUAGACAAACAUGUUAUGGAGGAUACUUCCGAAUAUAAAAAAUCGCCAACAUGGCAAAACUGUGUACACUGUCCAAAUUUACUUUUCAAAACCACCUCGGAAUUCGAAAAGCAUGUACAAGAAAAACAUAGUAUAAAAGAAGGAUCAUUGAUAUUGUGCCAAUAUGGACUAAACGGAAUAUGUUCUGCUCUUCAGUUUGGUGACUUGCGUAAAGCUGGCUUUAAAUAUCAUAUAAGACAACAUCAUCUAUUUGAAUUAAACACUGAUAACUGGGAUUUUUAUUCAUCAUCUCAAAAUUUGCCUGCAGUUUUGAAUGACCCUAAUAGAGGCAAACAAAGUAACUUUUUUACCAAAACAUGGGGAGAUAGCUUCAUUGAUAAAGUAGAGAUAUAUCCAAGUCCUUAUUUACCUGAAAUAACUAAUCAUCAUUUUGAAUCAUACUGCAAGAAAAUAGGAAAACGCUACAGAAGACAUUAUUUAUUGAAGGAUAAAGUACCAAAUAAACAGAAAUGCCAGACUGUAGAAACAGUUUGUGAUGUACCAAGUAUAUUUUAUGAAGCCUCCUUAACCCUCAAUGAUCCAGAUGUUUUUGGGAAAGUCUUUCCAGGUUUGUCAAACUCAGAUGAAAUAAAUCCUUCAAUAAGAUCUCUGCAAGAAACUUUGAGCACAUACCUAGAUGUGAUUGAAAUGAAAAUAUCGAAACAAGUAGCCCAAAAAUCUGAUGCUUUCUUUCAUGCAAUGCUGUCUCAUGAUACUAUUAUGGAACAGAUGGCUAGAGCUAUAAAAACAGUUAAAAGCACAAGACUAAAAAUCAUUGAUGUUAAACAGAACUUGACAUCAGAUCCCUUAAAGCUUGUCAGCUUUACAAGGAUCAAUAAUAAUUUAAAUAGUGUACAUGACAUUUUGAAACUAAUGGCUACAGUUCAACAAACACAACCCAUGAUACAGCUUCUUCUUAGCACAUCUGACUAUGUUGCUGCUCUUGAUUUAAUAAGUUCAACACAGAAGGUUCUAAGUACUCAACUUUCUGGUAUACAAGCUUUCCGUUACCUAUCACCACAAUUGACAGAAAUGAAACGAUUAAUUCAAAGAAUGCUCAGUGAAGAGUUCUCUAAGUUUAUUGUAGCCGAUUUGAAUAGAUCUCAAAGAGAUCAAACAGAGUUACCUGAAAAAGAUAAAUUAGUGUCCAUAGUUUCUGGAAUUUUAAAAUUGAAGGAAUUUGAUUUUUUAGAAAAUUUUAAAAUGGAAGCUAUAACAUCAAUUCAGGCUACAAUAAAGCAGUGUGUUAUAGAAAUAAUAUCUGAAAGAGAUAGCAGUAUGGAAAUUGUAUUGAGAGGCUCAAAUUCUGAUACAUGGCUUCUUUGUAAUGAAGGAAUUAUAUUUUUACACAGAAUUACACCAAAUAUUGUUAAUAUAUUCAAAAGAGUUUUAUCUAUUACUAACCUUAUUUUAGAUGUGAGCCAAAUGACUGAUGUAACGGGAAGCGCAAGUGAAGAUAUCUGGACACAGGCAGAGCUUAAUAUUCUUGAAGAUAAAAUACAAAAACUAAUUAUGUCACUGUCUGACUACAGUAAUGAGAAAUGUGCAAAUUUGAUAGUCACUAAGACGGAUAAGGAUUAUGUUUUUUCGGAUUUAUCCCAUUUAUCAAAAUUGUCCGAGUUGAUUAAUAAUUUUUCAGCACAAUGUGAAGAAAUCACUGGUCACUACAGUAACGCCAUGAAAUUGGCCUUAAGAAGUUUUGCCAUGAAGUAUAUUCAGAAUUUACAUUCAGAAAGGAGAUCACAGUUAACCAUAGCUCUUAAUAAUGAAAGAUGGAAAAUUGCCAGUGUCCCAUGUGAAUUACAGAGUAUGAUAACUUCAAUUUCAGAAACUGGAGAAAUACCAAACACAUUUACAUAUGAAAUUAAAAAGACGGAUGCUAAAUAUUUAGUAAUCAACAAGGAGACAUAUGCGGUUGUGGCAACUGUUCAACUAUUGAUAAAAAUAUUAUUAGAAUAUUGUGAUGCAAUGAAGAGAUCUCCUGAUAUUGUUCAAUAUUUGGUUCAUUGCAUGCUAGAAUUGAUUCGUUUGUUUAAUUCACGGUGCUGUCAAUUAGUUUUAGGUGCUGGAGCCAUUCAAAGUGCAGGGUUAAAGACUAUUUCCACAUCCAAUUUAGCUCUUGUGUCCCGUUCUUUGCAAGUUAUAUUGUGGAUUUUACCAUUUAUAAUUAAGUUGCUAGAAGAAUUACAAUCAAAAGAAUUGUUGCUAAAUGGGUUUCAAAGUAUAUUAAAUGAUAUAGCCGGUCACAAGCAAGAAAUAGAAAAUAAAAUUAGUGUGAUUGUUAGUAAUAUGCUUUGUUCACAACUUGGUGGGUGGGAUGCUAAACCACCAGUUCCUUCUCAAACAUUCCGAAAUAUUUCAAAACAUUUAGUGAAGUUACAUGAAGCUCUUACGGAUAUAUUACCUGUAGGACAAAUUAAAAAAAUUUAUAUGAAAGUUCAUGAAAAUUUUAAGGACAAAUUAAGAGAACAAUUGGUUAAAAUGAAUAUAGUAGCAAAUGGAAGCCCCCAACAUGGUAUUGUGACAUCAGAGCUAACAUUUUAUUUACAAACACUAAAGACAUUGAGAGUGAUUAAUGAAAAUGAUCCUGAAGACAAUAUUUUAUUUGAUAUAUGGUUGAGUUUUGAUAGAGAAUAAAAUAAAAUUUUGUACAGUACA